GCUGCUAUUUUCAGCAUCUUGUUGUGUGGCACUACCCGCUAGGAUCACAAUCAGUCACCGCGACCAGUCUUCUCUACACUUCAGAUGGCGAUGGCGAAAGUAGAGAACAAAAAGAAAAUGGGUUUCUUUCGCAAACUGAUUAAAGGAUUAAGCAAAGAGAAUUUGAGGGAGCAUGUUUCGCAGGAGAGUAUCGCACAGGAAUCGAAUGUUAGUUCGGAUGACUUUGAAGCGUUUGACAGUCGUGGAAGGUCACUGUCCAAUCUCAGCAAUUUAGGAUCACCGACAAAAGUCAAUCCUGAUUUGCUAAGAGGAUCGUUUGAAUGGGGAGUGUUUUAUCUCGGCACGAUUCCAAAUGUGGCUGAUUGGCGCACAUCUCCUACAAGGACAAAGUUUAUGGAAAUGAUUGAUGAUGCUGUUGAAGACUGCUGUCUAACUUUCUCCUCUCAACCGUUAAGUCUCCUUAGUAUUUCUCCUCUGUGGAUGCAUAUAACUGACAUGAAACGAAAGAUUCUCUUCACUCAUUAUGAAGUAAAGAGUAUUGGAAGUUUGAGUUAUGUUGAAGAUGAAGGACGUCAUCUCUUGGGGAUAAGGGCAAGGACGAUGUUUGGAGGAAGCAGCUAUGAGUGUAUUGUACUUGACUGUAGAAGUGAGGUUGCAGCAAGACAUAUCGGUGGCACUCUUAACAACAUGUUUGAAUUGAUGCAUUUCCAAGCUCAGUCUGAGAGAAGAGCCAUGCGUGGUGCUAUGCGCUCAGCACCAUCACUUGGUUAUCGUGAAAGCAGCAGGUCUCCUGCACCUGAAAUGAGAAGAACAUCAAACCAAGAAAACAGCAUCAACUCUGACGAGCAGAAAGGCCAUAGCAGAAUCCGAAUCAUCAGAGCAGUUUCUCCACGACAACAAACAAGGAACCAAAGAGUUCAAGAUAUGCCACCAACAGUUGAAGAGAAGGAAGAAGAAGAAAACCCAACGACAGAAGAGGCACUUGAGGAAGAACAACAAGCCGAAGCAAAACAAGAAGAAAACAGAGACGAAGAUACACAGAGAGAGGAGAGACCGAGUGAAACAAACGAAGAUCAAGAAACACAAGAAGAAACUAUCACUCAAUCUGAUGAGAACGUGACACAAGAGACGGCACCAGACAUAGAGCCACAAGACAGACCAGCAAGCGAAGAGACUGUAGACGAUGAUACGUCAGACGUGACGUCUCCUACUCAUACAGAAUCGGAAGCUCAACAUGCAACAGCUGGAGACGACAAGUCAUCGAGUGCAGCAGUCGUCCCCUCCGUAUCAGAGCAAACAGACCAACUUGCUGCUCUACUGGCAUCCAUGGUCGAAAUGGGAGAUCAACAAUCACAACCAUCUGAUGCCACACACAUUAUGUCUCCACCGCCGCUGCCACCGCCGCCGCCGCCGCCACCUCCACCUGCACAGUCAGAUUCCUUGCUUGUUAGUGAUGCAGUCUCGGCUCCUCUGGCUCCAUUGCCUCCUCCUUUAUCUUCACCUCCUGCGGCUCCUAUUCCACCUCCUCAUGGGUCACCAUCGUCGACUCCAUCUCCAUCAUCGUCUGACCAAAGUAGUGACAUUACAACUUCACCUGCAACGAUAGUCACAGAGUCGGCAGAUGAGACAAGCACAACAGAAACAACAGAGACACCUGCAACUGCACAGCUGCCGCCGCCGCCACCACCACCACCAGCAGCAGCAUCAGCACAGGCAUCACAACCACCUCCACUGUCCCUUCCAGCUGUUGCAAGUGAAACAGAGGCAACAGGUGCACAGGUCGAUGAGCAGGAAACCGAAUCACCAGAGCCGGAUUUGGACCUGCCUGAGCGGAGGGUGAGAGAGCUAGCACAAGAGGCCUUCAUGGAAACCGUGAAGGAGGUAGCUGGUGGGAUUGCAUUCAGUGAGUUCCAGACGAUGAUGGAGGGAUAUAAGAAGGGACAUUCUGAUUACUCGGUUGCGGCAGUUAGUCGAAGAAUUAAAGUUCUGUUUAGAGGAGCCAAGGAGCAUCUUCGAGAAGGGGUAAGAGUACUGAUUAAACCAGAAGAACUUCUGAUAUUUGAAGAGAAAGUCGGCAUCAAGGCUCCUCCUCCCGACUUCCAAAAGUUGGCUAGAGAAGGCUUGAAAUUACAAGAGCAGAAGAAACUCACAGCUAAAUCAUCAAUUUCUCAAUCUCCCAGGAAAUCCUUCAAGACAUUUCAGCCACAGCCAUCUCCCAAACCAACGACUAAAGUGACAACAAAAUCACCAACAAAAGUGACAACAAAAUCACCAGCAAAAGCAUGGAGACAAGAGAAACUCUCUCCUCCUCCUCCUCCUGUGACUUCAACAUCGUCAUCAUUCAAGCCAACCUCUAAGGUUACAAAUGUUGCAAGCAAGCCACAAGUCAAUUCAUUUGUAAUGGACACCAGCUUCCUCGAUGAUGAACUAUCAGCACUUGAUGAUGUUCUGAAAGGUAUUGGUGAUGAUUUGUUGGACAUCGAGAACACGACAUCUCCUCCUGUAUCUUCACCAGGAACUUCAAUACCCCUUCCACCUCCCCCACCAGGAAGUGUCAUACCUGCCCCACCUCCCCCACCAGGAUCUUCAAUACCUCCCCCUCCACCCCCACCAGGAAGUGCUGUACCUCCCCCUCCUCCUCCUCCUCCUCCCUCACAAAAAGGUCCACACACUCCAUAUGCAAAGAAUGUGCUAAAAAGUCAACCCAAAAAGACAAGCAGUGAUGGUCGUGGUGAUCUCCUAUCACAGAUAAAAGAAGGGUUUGUAUUGACGAAAUCAUCAAGUGAACUCAAGUUAGACUCUCUUGGUCCUCCACCUUCAUUUUCACCAGCUGCUCCUCAUCAAUCAUCUCCUAAUCAACUUCUCCCUCGUCCUGCUCAACUAGCUAGCAAGGCAUCCCCCAAGAAACGACCAACAGCAGAACCAGGAAGAUUCCAAGGCAUUAAGUCAAUCAUAAAGAAGGAUAAUGAUGAUGGAGUGCCAGACUGGAAGAAACGUGUGGUGGCAGGACGACAAGCAAAAGUUCAAGCAAACAAAGAGAAGAAAGAGGAGGAAGAGAGGCGACAACAGGAGAUGUUUGAGGGUGUGCCUGAAUGGAAAAAGAAAUUGAUGGACAAAAAACGAGCAGAAGUAGAAGAGAAGAUGAAACCACAAAGAGAGAAAGAACGUCAAGAACAAGAGCUGAGGGAUGCACUAGCGGCGAUGCCACCAUGGAAACAAGAAUUAUUCAAGAAGAAGAACAUGAUAUAAACUUGGUUGUCACGUCACUAACUAAUUUAGUUUCAUUGAUAUUAAUUUAGUGUUUUUGAGGAGUCCAUUUGAAUUGUCCUUUCUUGAGACGAAGACGUUUGAGAGUUUUUCUCUGUUUGAGUUUCUUUCGGGAUAAACUUCCAAAUUGUUUUCUCACAA
Corticium candelabrum is the source of this 3408-nucleotide messenger RNA. RefSeq names its product serine/arginine repetitive matrix protein 1-like. Lineage: Eukaryota; Metazoa; Porifera; Homoscleromorpha; Homosclerophorida; Plakinidae. The transcript is spliced from 11 exons. The record is from RefSeq and is a predicted model, not a curated record. The coding region runs from base 85 to 3249 and encodes 1054 amino acids.